UCCGUGGGCCAAGACCUCAAAUCCAAAGGGGAAAACAAGAGCGAGAACGGCGGCGGCGGCGGCGGCGACACAGUUGCCGACGAUGUACGCGGAAACGGAGCCGGGGGCCGCCGCGGAGCGCACGGCGUUCCGGCGGGCCGAGAAGCAGUACAAGCUCUACAAGCCGCCCAGUCGCAAGGGCAGGUCCAGGUCUCUCUCCCUUGGCCCUCCGACAUCUCUAGCAGGCGGAAACAGCAGAGCAGAUUCAAGACUUUUCAACCGCUGCAGGGGCAAGCAAUCCGGUGGCGGUGGCGGUGGCGUUGGCGGUGGCGGCGGCGGAGGGGACCUGUCCGCGGUGGUCGACUUCCACGCGCUGCUUGCUGCCGGAGAAGGCGAGCUGCCCGCCGGGAUCCGGAGGUGCCACCGCGCCGGCUUCCACCUGCCCGUGUUCUGCUUCCUCGACCGGCCAGGAUUCUAUUUCAUCCCCGGUGCUCUAUCUACUGAGGAACAGUGCUAUUGGAUCAGGGAAAGCUUGAAAACAUUCCCACAGCCGCCUAAUAGAACCAACUUGACUGCUGCGUACGGUCCAAUUUCUGAUUUGCUCGUUGCUGCUAAAAAUCAAAAGAUUUUGGUUGAAGUGGAAAGUUCUAAUGGCCAAGAAAGAGAUGAGCAGAGUAAUGUUGGGGAAAAUGCAUAUCCGGGUAAAUUCAAAUUUGUAGAUGGCUCAGAGGUCCAAAAGGAGGAAAGACCUAAGUCGACCACAGCAGCUGCCCUUGUGCGCAAACUCCGGUGGAGCACCCUUGGCUUGCAAUUCGAUUGGUCAAAACGUAACUAUGAUGUGUCGCUUCCACAUAACAAGAUUCCAGAUGACCUUGCUACUCUAGCCAAAAAGAUGGCUGUUCCAGCUAUGCCUUCUGGUGAAGAAUUCACAGCAGAAGCCGCCAUCGUGAACUAUUAUGGUCCAAGUGACAUGCUUGGUGGUCACGUUGAUGACAUGGAAGCGGAUUGGACAAAACCUAUUGUGAGCAUAAGCUUGGGUUGCAAGUGUAUUUUCCUUCUUGGAGGGAAGACGAGGGAUGAAGCUCCAACACCAAUGUUCCUGCGAAGUGGUGAUAUUGUAUUGAUGGCUGGGGAAGCACGAGAGCGCUUCCAUGGUGUUCCACGGAUCUUCACAGAAAGUGACCAGCAAGGUAUCUCUGCGCUGGUAUCAGAACUAUCUGGUGAUGAUGACCGCUUUAUCUUGGACUACAUUCAUAAUUCAAGGAUAAAUAUCAACAUAAGACAAGUAUACUGAACUGUAGCUACUUCAGUUACGAUUGAAAGUUUUCUCUUGUGCUGCCUCUCUGGCCAACUCUUGAAGCGCAAUAGUUUGAUUAGCUGUAUCUGGAGUUGGUUCUGAAAUGUUGCUGGAAGGUGGGAUAAUUUAAUUGACCAAGAGAAGUGUUCAUGUUCUUUGAAAAGGGAUCGGCCUCCAACAGACACAGGGGCAUUUUUUUUUAAUUCUGUACCCUCAGCAGAACCUCAGUUAUCAGUAUGUUUGUUUGGUCCUGCUAAUGCAGGAGAUUGUGAAUCAACUAAUAGCUUAUUGUGUGAUGUUUGACAAGCUGUUCAUCUAGAAUAUCCUUUUUCAGAGAAAUUACUUGACAAGAUCUCUCUUUA
Hordeum vulgare subsp. vulgare (domesticated barley) is the source of this 1638-nucleotide messenger RNA. Its product is annotated as alpha-ketoglutarate-dependent dioxygenase alkB. Gene Ontology annotation, biological process: oxidative RNA demethylation. The transcript is spliced from 6 exons. Bases 83 to 1273 code for a protein of 396 amino acids. NCBI's taxonomy places the organism in Eukaryota, Viridiplantae, Streptophyta, Magnoliopsida, Poales, Poaceae. The record is from RefSeq and is a predicted model, not a curated record. Gene Ontology annotation, molecular function: oxidative RNA demethylase activity; broad specificity oxidative DNA demethylase activity; ferrous iron binding. Gene Ontology annotation, cellular component: cytoplasm; nucleus.